Messenger RNA from Phascolarctos cinereus (koala), 1160 nucleotides. Its product is annotated as transcription factor LBX2-like. The record is from RefSeq and is a predicted model, not a curated record. Gene Ontology annotation, biological process: regulation of transcription by RNA polymerase II. Gene Ontology annotation, molecular function: DNA-binding transcription factor activity, RNA polymerase II-specific; RNA polymerase II cis-regulatory region sequence-specific DNA binding. Lineage: Eukaryota; Metazoa; Chordata; Mammalia; Diprotodontia; Phascolarctidae.
UGAAGUUUGGCUACUGGCAGCUUCAAUGCUUUCUGUGUCAUGUAACAUGUGGACCGGCUGACUGAGCCUGAUCAUUCCUGGGUGACACAGUAUUCAGCUUGGUGAUCUGAAGAGGAUAGCUCUAAUUUUGCUUAGCUCAUUUAUUCUGAGUUUCGCUUCUCUUUUCUUGGUUGCUCCACAGAUUUCUUAACCGACUCUCCAGUUUUGAACAGACCAACAAAAGAGGAUGAAGAGGAAAAGGCAGACAACAUGGAGGCAUCUAAUGAGCAAAAGAGAAUGAAAGUACAACACAAGUUCUCAAACUAUCAAUUAGGGAUUCUCAAGGAGAACUUUCAUAGAAAUAAAUAUAUAAGCCCUGAUGAAGUCCACUUUCUUUCUGGGGUCCUGAGCCUGACUCCACAGCAGAUCCAACACUGGUAUCGUAAUCAAAGAUCCAAAAGGACUAAAUAUGCAGGCUCAUUAAAAGGAGCAUCUGAUAUACAAGCAGCUGAUGGAAUCCCAGCCAGGAGUAUGAACAAUUCUACUCCAUGGAAAAUGUUCCAGAACUUGGAAGGACUUGAUGGACUGAGGGGGGGAGAUGUGAUUUCUAAUCCUGAGGAGAGUGAUUUCUUGUCCCAAACUCCAGCCUUGAGCAGAUCCAAAAAUGAAGAUGAAGAGAAAAAGGCAGAGGAUAUAGAAGCAUCUGAUAAUCAAAAAGGAAAGAAAGUACGACACAAGCUUUCAGGAUAUCAACUACAGACUCUCCUUGAAUACUUUCAUAGAAAUGAAUAUAUAAGGCCUGAUGAAGUCCAGAUUCUUUCUAUGUCACUGGAUCUAACUCCUCAGCAGAUCAGAUUCUGGUUUGGUAACCAGAGAGCAAAGAAGAAGAAAUUUGAGGGCUCAUUCAACUGAACAUGAAAUAUGGAGAUUGCCAGAUAUUCAGGAGCUGUUUUCCCAAAUUCAAGUUCCCAGAAUCCCAUGGUUACUGCUGUUUCUUCAUUCCAUAACCAUCAUAAUGCAAGAUGAAUACUCAUUCUUCUAUGAACUUACCCUCCAAACAUUUAUCAGUCAGCACAAAGGGAGUGCUUCCUAUGCUUCAAAUGACCAAUUUCUUCAUUAAAGUCUGGGCUGAAAAUAUUUUGUCAAUAGUAUCAUCAACUUGCAAACAGUCGAUAUUCGAU